GACGUGAAACUAUAUAUGCAAAUCUUGUUGCAGAUACGUACUGAAACUCUGGUGCUUGAAGGCGAGGCCAAGGACAUGAUUUGCCAGGCAGUGGAGCAAAUGCACGUUGAUCUUCUCAUUGUUGGUAGCCGUGGCCUUGGCAAGAUCAGAAGGGCGUUUCUUGGGAGCGUUAGCGACUACUGUGCUCAUCACGCCAACUGUCCCAUCCUUAUUGUGAAGCCACCAAAGGAGAUGACUAAUUAAGUAACAAGUUCCACAUGUUUUAGUAUAAUCGAUCAUAUUUUCAUGAGGAGUGUGUGUCAUACGUACGCGUGUGUGUUUGAAAAUGUUUAACUUGGAUGGAUGAUUAGUGACCUAUUAAGAAAAAUGUGUGUUGUGUAUUGCAAAGAGUAAUGUCAAUAUGAAUCGAAUUAAAUAAUGAAGCGAUGGCUUUGUAGUCCUCCUACUAUAUAUUGUAUUUUGCCUUCUAAUCAUAUUGUUGAACGUUUAAGAUUACUACCUA
Eutrema salsugineum is the source of this 502-nucleotide messenger RNA. Its product is annotated as universal stress protein A-like protein. The transcript is spliced from 2 exons. The coding region runs from base 16 to 243 and encodes 75 amino acids. The record is from RefSeq and is a predicted model, not a curated record. NCBI's taxonomy places the organism in Eukaryota, Viridiplantae, Streptophyta, Magnoliopsida, Brassicales, Brassicaceae.